AUGGUAGGAAGCGUUGGAAUUUUACUCUCAAUUACACAAUCACCAUCUGCAAAAAAGCUUCAGCAUGGCCGUAGUCGAGGUGGAAUCGCUAAAGAGUUUCUGGAGUCUGGGCGUUCCUGUGAAGACUUUUUCCCUGAAUUGAGUAGCAAAGCUGAUCUAUUUAAUGGAUUCCAAUUUUUAGGAUUACAAAGGAAUAAAGAAAACCUCUACGAGAUGACAUCUUUGACAAAUAUGCUUGUCGACAAAGUGGAACCACGAAAAUGGCCGGCAGGGACAUAUGUUUGGGGCAAUAGCCCUCCGGAUAAACCAUUCCGAAAGGUCGUCGAAGGGCGGAAAAUUUUCGAGAAGUAUAUCGCUUCGUUAACUCCUGACACCAGCGUGAACGAUUUGAUCACGGGACUGAUGAAAAUCGCUGCGGACGAGACAGAGUGA
This is a messenger RNA of Haemonchus placei, 432 nucleotides long. The record is from the annotation of a GenBank genome assembly. NCBI's taxonomy places the organism in Eukaryota, Metazoa, Nematoda, Chromadorea, Rhabditida, Trichostrongylidae.